This is a messenger RNA of Penicillium angulare, 960 nucleotides long. RefSeq lists its product as uncharacterized. The transcript is spliced from 3 exons. The coding region runs from base 1 to 960 and encodes 319 amino acids. The record is from RefSeq and is a predicted model, not a curated record. Lineage: Eukaryota; Fungi; Ascomycota; Eurotiomycetes; Eurotiales; Aspergillaceae.
AUGGUGAACACACGCCGAACCGUAUCCGCGGCUUCCCCUGAACAUGCUAUUCCCGACCCGACGAGUCCAACUCAGGGGAUAGUAUCCAACGAUAUCGAAAACGAAGAACGAGAAGUGAAUGCCCGUAUCCAAAGGCUAGAAAAACUCAAGGCAGAUCGUGAACGUCUUGACGCUCUCCACGCCGAGCUGUCAGUGCCUAUUUUAACAGCGUAUCCUUUGCCGACCGUGGAGAAUUCAUUCAGCAACCUCGACCGCCCGAAUAAGGAUCAUGAUAUCAAAAUCGAAGAUCUCUCUAACUUUAAUAAUCGACUCUCCAUUCAAAAACGCCACCAAUGGCUGGUCAACCUGGAACUUGCUUUUCAAGCCGGUCCGAACCGUUACAGCAAUGAUGCAAAACGAAUAUUGGGUGCACUCCGAUUUAUGGACGCACCAUCUACAUGCGAAGUCUUCGAAGAAUGGACCCUCUCCUUGAUUCAAAACACGACAAGUCUUCGUGCAGACAUUCGUGAUGAAAUUGAAAGAGCUCACCAGUUAUCCUACCAAGACCUCUAUGCGAGAGAGCAGCAUCUCACCCGUGAGACAGAGGAUCAUCGUGCCCUUAAUUUCUUUUCCAAACUUCAGGAUGACCUAAAGAAGAAAAUCAACCGACACAUAUUGCAACCCCCCAGUAUCCGAAUCACCAAAAACAAUCAAGAUCGAACGGGUACCGCCGCAAUUUCCGGAAUAAUGGAGGGCAAUCACGACAGGAUCAACCUCGGAACCCUACCGGAUCGAACGGGAAACCAAUGCAAUGCCGAAUAUGUCAAAGUAUUCAUCACUUCGCUCGACGAUGUUUUCAAGGCCAGCGUGUCAUCCAAGAAACGCGUACUGCAGGAAAAGGGGUGGAGUCGUGAGAGAACCCCCCUCUCCGACUUUACCACCUUCUGUGAGGACGGCAACGAGAGUCUGUACAUCUCUUAA